AUGCACGCCCGCCUGCUGGCAGAUUUCCGCAGCCACAUAAGAUGGAGGGGCUGGCGGUGCGUUUGCGCACAACAGCGAUCGGCCUCCACAGAGGUCCAGCCCCUGCCCCCUCGGGCCCAAGUGGUUAUCUGUGGAGGUGGCAUCAUGGGGGCAUCUGUGGCCUACCAUCUGACUAAGCUGGGCUGGCAUGACAUCCUGUUACUGGAGCAGGGCAGGUUGGGGGCUGGUUCCACGCGAUUCUGUGCCGGGGCAGUGAGUACCGUCAAACACAUCUCUAUAGAGACUGAAAUGGCGGAAUAUUCCAACAGACUUUACCAGCAGCUGGAGGCGGAGACGGGAGUGCCGACAGGGUACACCAGGACAGGCACCAUUCUCCUGGCUCAGACGCAGGACCGACUCAUCUCUCUGCGACGGAUGAUGUCACGGCUGAGGAUGAAGGGAAUACCAUGUGAGAUCAUUACACCAAAGAGAGUAGGCCAACUCCACCCCCUCAUUAAUAUUCAUGAUCUGGUUGGUGCCAUGUACGUGCCAGAGGAUGCUGUGGUUUCCACUUCAGAUGUGACACUUGCCAUGGUGACCGCUGCACGGAGUAAAGGUGCUCAGGUCCAUGAACUCACCACGGUCAACCACGUUCUGGUAGAGAAAGGCCACGUCAGCGGAGUGGACACAGACCGCGGCCAGGUGGAGUGCGAGUAUUUUGUGAACUGCGCAGGACAGUGGGCCUAUGAGCUCGGCCUGUCCAAUGAGGAGCCUGUCAGCAUCCCGCUGCACGCCUGUGAACACUUCUACCUCCUGACCCGCCCCGUGGCCACGCCCCUGAGGGACAGCACACCCACUGUGGUGGAUCCCGACGGCAGGAUUUACAUCCGCAGCUGGCAAGGUGGAAUCCUGUCUGGAGGCUUCGAGAAGAACCCCAAACCCAUCUUCACCGAGGGACGCAACCAGCUGGAGAUUCAGAACCUGCAGGAAGACUGGGACCAUUUCGAGCCUCUACUCAGUGCUCUGCUGCGCCGGAUGCCGUCCCUGGAAGCGCUGGAAAUCUUACGCCUGGUCAACUGUCCGGAGUCCUUCACCCCUGAUAUGCGAUGUGUGAUGGGGGAGAGCCCUACACUAUGCAAGUAUUUUGUGUUGGCCGGGAUGAACUCUCAAGGCUGCUCACUGGGAGGUGGAGCUGGGAGGUUCCUUGCAGAAUGGAUGGUCCAUGGUUACCCCCAGGAUAAUGUGUGGCCUUUGGACAUCAAGCGUUUUGGGGCCCUGCAGAGCAGCAGGACCUUCUUGCGUCACAGAGUGAUGGAGGUCAUGCCUUUGAUCUAUGAUCUAAAAGUGCCCCGAUGGGACUUCCAGACUGGACGGCAGCUGCGAACCUCCCCUCUCUAUGACCGGCUUGAUGCCCAGGGGGCCCGAUGGAUGGAAAAGCAUGGCUUUGAGAGAGCCAAAUAUUUUGUACCUCCUGGAAAAGACCUGCUGGCCCUGGAUCAGAGUAAAACCUUCUACAAGCCGGACUGGUUCGAUAUUGUCGGCUCGGAGGUGAAGUGCUGUAAGGAGGCCGUAUGCGUCAUCGACAUGUCAUCCUUCACCAAGUUCGAGAUCAGCUCUCCAGGGGAUCAGGCGCUGGAAAUCCUGCAGUAUCUCUUCUCCAAUGACUUGGAUGUUCCCGUGGGGCACAUAGUUCACACCGGGAUGCUGAAUGAGCGCGGAGGAUACGAGAAUGACUGCAGUAUGGUGCGGCUCAAUAAGCGCAGUUUCUUCAUGAUCUCCCCUACAGAUCAGCAGGUCCAUUGCUGGUCUUGGUUGAAGCAGCACAUGCCCAGUGACAGUGAUUUACUGCUGGAGGACGUCACCUGGAAGUACACAGCUCUGAACCUGAUUGGUCCACGCGCCAUGGAUGUACUGUCUGAGCUGUCCUACACUCCCAUGACACCCGACCAUUUCCCAUCUCUGUUCUGUAAGGAGAUGAGUGUGGGCUACGCCAACGAUUCGUGUCAUGAGCAUGACCCAUACCGGAGAGCCGGGCUUCACACUAUACAUUCCCAUUGAGUACGCAUUACACGUCUAUAAUGAAAUAAUGAGUGUGGGACAAAAGUAUGGAGUCCGUAACGCCGGAUACUACGCCCUGAGGAGUCUGCGCAUUGAGAAGUUCUUCGCCUUCUGGGGUCAGGACCUGGAUGCCUUCACCACCCCGCUGGAAUGUGGCCGCGAAUUCCGAGUCAAGCUGGACAAGGGCUAUGACUUCAUCGGCCGGGAUGCCUUGCUCCGGCAGCGGGAAGAGGGCAUCUUGAAACGAUUCACUAUGUUCAUCUUGGAAGAUCAUGACACAGACCUGGACUUGUGGCCCUGGUGGGGGGAGCCCAUCUACCGCAAUGGGGAGCUCGUGGGCAAGACCACCAGCAGUGCCUAUAGCUACACUCUGGGCAGACAUGUGUGCCUGGGCUUCAUUCACAGCCAGAACCCCGUCACUCCUGAGUUCAUCAACCGAGGACAGUAUGAAAUAGAUAUCGCGGGACAAAGAUUCCAGGCCAAAGCCAAACUUUACCCCUUUAGUUCGCUGUUCACCCAGAGACGCCGGAAAGAAGACCUGGAAAUGGGGUACUGA
Molecule: messenger RNA, 2593 nt
Organism: Staurois parvus
Lineage: Eukaryota; Metazoa; Chordata; Amphibia; Anura; Ranidae
Source: the annotation of a GenBank genome assembly